AUGUUGGCUCGUAAACUCGUGUUAUGGCAGUCUUCCGGAAUCAGCAAAGUAAAGGAGGAUGCUGAACGUGGACUCGUCGCCGGAAAGUGUUACUGGAGGACGAAUGCCGAUGGAAAUCUGUGUGACCGGUGCAAGAAUACAUUGGAUUGUGUACUUGUGAUAGACUCGUCAAUGGAGAAAACUGUGAUCAAUGUCUGCCAGAACUCUACCAAUUAUCUGUACAUAUGCGAGACGUCUGACUCAUCAUUCUACUAUGCCAACAUCUCCCACUACGUCUGUGAAGCUCAGUAUGACAACCUCACUAGUAGAAAAGUCGAAACUCGUGAAUCGCCAACCCAAAAUCAUGAACAAACGUGA
Molecule: messenger RNA, 357 nt
Organism: Caenorhabditis remanei
Lineage: Eukaryota; Metazoa; Nematoda; Chromadorea; Rhabditida; Rhabditidae
Exons: 3
Coding region: 1-357 (118 amino acids)
Source: RefSeq, a predicted model, not a curated record